Amphiprion ocellaris (clown anemonefish) is the source of this 4391-nucleotide messenger RNA. RefSeq lists its product as uncharacterized. Gene Ontology annotation, molecular function: ATP binding; aminoacyl-tRNA ligase activity; hydrolase activity. Gene Ontology annotation, biological process: tRNA aminoacylation for protein translation. Lineage: Eukaryota; Metazoa; Chordata; Actinopteri; Pomacentridae. The record is from RefSeq and is a predicted model, not a curated record.
AAGAGCCCUGAUUUAAGGGCAAAACAUCCAGUUCUCACUUUUGAUGUGUCCUCCUAUCCUGAUGUCUUUUCUACUCUCAGAGGGCAGAAGGGCCUGUUUGAUGCUUGGAUUAACUUCUCUUUGCAGCUCUCUUUGAGGCAGACUCUUGGGGAAUCUGCUGCCAAUCACUUGAUGGUCACACCUACCCAUAUGAGACACUAUAAACAUGGUCGUUGUGAUCCUACAUACUCACUCACCAUGCACUCUCGUAACUUAGUAGGUGCCUUGGCAUCCCACGUUCAUCCAGAUAAUACAACUGAAUACACUACUGAUCUACUACGAUUGUUCCAUGUUGCACUUUUGGAGCAUAAGAGGCUCAUUAGAAACACCAAAAGUGGUCAAGGUGUUGGGCCACACCUUGCUGCCCUGCGACAGUCUUUGCCAUCUGACAAUCCAUUGAGGAAGUUCCUGAACCCCUUUGGAUGUCCUUCUGUGUACCUCACUGGUACAGAUCUGAUGGAGAGUGUGGAGUGUGGAGUAGGGAAUGUAUAUGCCCAAGAUCAGUUAGCGGUAACAUACCUUGGGAAGAAAGACAAGGUUCGCAUUGUGCUUAAUGGGAAAGGCAGCUUUGCUCUAGCACUGGAGAAGCUUCAAGAAAACUUUAAGAUCACCUUGAAAUCAGUUCUGCAGCUAGCUGUUAGAUAUGCCAUUGCAAAUGAAAUGGGAGCCCUGGAAUGUCUGCUACAACAGGGUCAAAAUAACAAAAUAAAAGGAGAAAAGUCAAACUGCCCUGACAUUCCAGAUAAUGGCAAAAGUAAUGUUUGCACUUCCUCUGGCAUGAGCCCAGACUACACAUUGGUAAUUCAUGGUGGUGCUGGAGAGGAGAUAAUGCUGAACACUCAAGUGACGGGGAUUAUUGAAUUUGCUCUACAAACAGCCUUAACACUCGGGUCCCAAGUACUUCAACAAGGUGGUAAAAGUCUGGAUGCAGUUCAGAGAUCAGUGGAAGCUUUGGAGGACUGCUUCCUUUUCAAUGCAGGUAAAGGUUCAGUAUUUAACAAAGAUGGCAAAAAUGAAAUGGAAGCCACUAUUAUAGAUGGCAGUUCAAAGAGGUCAGGAUCUGUUGCUUGUGUGCAAAGUGUAAAAAACCCAAUAAAAGCAGCAAGGUGUGUCAUGGAGGAGAGCUCCCAUUCACUUAUUGUGGGAGAUGGGGCUGAAGAGUUUCUGCAAGGAUUAGAAAAGAAGGAGAAGCCUGUUGUCCCUGAGUAUUUCUACACUGAUAUACGUCACAGAGAGUUAAUUGCAAACCUCAGUGGUAGAGCUAAAUCAAUAAACAAUCACCCUCAGACAGUUGGAGCUGUGGCAUUGGAUUGUUGGAAUGGGUUAGCUGCUGCGUCCUCCACAGGUGGGUUGGUAGGAAAACUGAAAGGAAGAGUUGGGGAUACAGCAAUAGUAGGGGCAGGAAUUUAUGCUGAUGACAAGAUAGCUCUUACUUGCUCUGGAGAUGGAGAUGUUUUUCUCAGGAACACAGUUGCACAAAAAAUUGCCAGUCUAUACCAUAACGAAAGCUAUGGACUUAGACAGGCAUGUAGAGAGGUAAUGACUGAACAUUUGAAUGGGAUCUGUGCAGGAAUAAUCUCUGUCAACACUAAAGGCGAUGCCAUCGUUGAAGCAAAUGCUGGCGUGUUUUUUGUGGCAUCAAAUAUUAAUGGCAUUUCACGUGUAGAGGUCCUCAGGCCCCUUAAGAGCUUCUCUAAUGUGAUCUGGGAAACAGAUGAGCUGGUUGCCUACCUGAAUCCCAGUCCCUGGAUCCCUGGCUCCACCAUUUUGACAAGAAAAACUCAUAAUGGGAAAGGUAGCAUCUUCCAUUUUGACAUGUCAGAUUUCAUUGCUAUGUUUCAAGGAGCAAGAGCUGUGUCAGAUCUGCUAUGUAAGCAACUAGGUGUCCAGCGUUGUGCCUUGGUUUUUAAUCCAACCCCUGAUCAGCCAUCACAGAUCAUACUGCUCCCACUUCAUGGCUUAAAACCAAAGUGGCAGCCCCAUCUUGCUGCUGAAGAGGAAUUUCACGCUUCCAAUCCUGGUUACUGCACUUCAAAAAGUGGCCCACGCUGGAAUGAUGAAGCACUGGCUCAAAUUCAAGCCCAGAUUAGAAAUGCACUGCCAAAACCAAAUGCACCUUUUUGUUUUGACUUUUUUGGGAAACCUUCUGAUGAUGACUUGUUUAGCCGUAUUGUGCGUGGAGAGCAGCAACAGUGGAGAGUAUGGGAAGACAGUGAGCAUGUUGCUUUCCUAACACCAUACCCUAAUAGUCCUGGACUAACCAUUGUGGUGCCACGAAAGCCACUGUGCAGUGACAUCUUUAAACUGGAUGCACCUGACUACAAAGCACUGAUCUUAGCCACUUACAAAGUUGCCCAAUUACUGGAAGAGGGGAUGAAAACUCCAAGUGUUGCACUAAUCUUUGAAGGCUUUGAGAUUGACUAUGCUCAUGCCAAGCUGAUCCCUUUGUUACCUUCAGCAGACGGCACGAAACCUGAUGAGCUGCAAUAUGAAUGCUUCCAAAGCUAUCCUGGAUAUGUGUCAUCACUGGAUGGUCCAGUUGCUGCUAUUGAAGCCCUCAAAAGCAUCCACUCAAAAAUUACACAGUGCAGGCCCCCUCAUUCGUGGGAAGAUCCUCAGUCUCACUCCAGUCUUGCCAUCAAGAGCCAGUGGUAUCGCAACCUGUUCCAAAUUCAAAACACACUCUUCCAUUGCACAGUGGAAUAUUUCCACAAUUUCUGUCAAUACUCCUAUGCUUUGACCCCUCUCACCACAGACACCAUCUCCUCACCAAUGGGCCUGGGAUCUGACUCAGAGCCAGUUUCUGUUAACCUGUUGGGCCAGAAUGUCUACCUGGCUGACUCAAUGCAAUUUGUGCUUGAAUACUUUCUUCGCUUCCAGGAUAACCUACCAGGGACCUACUACAUAUCUCCCAGCUUUAGAGGAGAAGAUCCUGACGCCACACACUUGAACCAGUUCUACCACGUGGAGUGUGAAUUGUUGGGUGACAUGGACAAUGCCAUUUCCAUAGCAGAGGGAUACCUGGUUCAUCUCACCAAGUCCAUGCUGAAGAGACACUCAGAUAUUAUUCUGAAUACUGCUGGGACCCUUACACAUGCCACAGCUAUGCUGAGUAAGCUGGAUGGAAAAAUAGCACUACCCAGAAUCCCUCUCGACCAGGCCAUUCCAAUGAUGCCCUCUGCUGACUGCUUAGAGUGGGUACAAGAUGGCCAGCCCCAUUUGGGCAGAAAACUGACUCGCAAAGGAGAGCGGAUUUUGAUAGAAAAAUUUGGUGGCGCUGUGUGGCUGACCGAGAUGGACCAUCUAGGAGUUCCCUUCUACCAGGCAUACGUGAAGGGCACUGGACGGUGCAAAGCCAAAGCUGCUGACCUUUUGCUGGGGCUGGGUGAGACUGUGGGUCUUGGUGAACGCCAUUCAACCCCUGAAGUGGUACAAGAUGCCCUCAGGCAUCAUGCAGUGCCAGAGCAGUCCUACAAAUGGUACAUUAAAAUGCGACAAGUGAAACCACUUCUCACUAGUGGAUGGGGUAUGGGGACGGAACGUUACUUGUGUUGGUUACUUCAGCAUGAUGACAUCAGAGAUAUGCAUAUCAUACCAAGGAUGAAAGGAAUGAAGUACAUGCCUUGAUCAUAGGUCCUCCAAAGAGUUUCAGGCCACAAGAGGUGAUACAUUGUCAACAAUGAGACCCUAAACCCUAAAAUGCCUCAAUCAUCCCUUAAGUGGAACUUAGAUUCAGAUCUGAGUUUCAUUUAAUAUUUCAUCCUGUGCCAGGGGCUUAAAUAAAUUUGUUGCAGCGUUUACAUCCACUUGCCUAUUGAAAGCCUCAAAUGUUUUAAAAUUGCAACACAAAAGAUGAAAUCAUUUAAAUAUUAAGAAUGUUAAAUGUAAAUAAAAGUUAUUCUUGAAAUGUGUGCAUGUUACUCAAAGAAUCUGUUUAGCUCCUGGUGUGAGAGUUCUUGUAUCAAUGCAACUCAAAAAUAAAAAUACAUGACAAUUGUGAUGCAGAUCCAAACUAUGUUUUAAGACUGACUACUACUGUAAACAAAAUAAUUAUUUACAGGGCAUAAAUUGUAGUAAGUAAAUUGUAAUGAAAUGAUACAUUGUCUAAAAGCUUAAAAAAAUAUUAAUUUAAGUCAUAACUAUUCCACAAAUGUUGUAUUUAGUUAUGUAAGCAAUUUCUUAAUAUUCCUCUUCAAUAUUGUGGUUUUUCAUACCAAAUUAUUAUUGUCUGUAAAAGAUUAUUGUUAAAGCCAUGUGGAUCAUGUACCAUUUGUUUUGACUAAGUAAAAACAAGUACAUUUUUAAAACGAAUAUCAGAUACUAAAUAAAUAUCAGUCACAGUUCUGGAUUAA